This is a messenger RNA of Laetiporus sulphureus 93-53, 633 nucleotides long. RefSeq lists its product as uncharacterized. The transcript has 6 exons. The coding region runs from base 1 to 633 and encodes 210 amino acids. The record is from RefSeq and is a predicted model, not a curated record. Gene Ontology annotation, cellular component: mRNA cleavage and polyadenylation specificity factor complex. NCBI's taxonomy places the organism in Eukaryota, Fungi, Basidiomycota, Agaricomycetes, Polyporales, Laetiporaceae. Gene Ontology annotation, molecular function: mRNA binding.
AUGGGUGGACCUUCACUUCAGGAGGACCAGCUCCUCGAACUUCUUCUGCAGUUGAAAAAAACAACGCCAGAACAAGCUAGAACAAUACUCAACAGUCAACCGCAGAUCGCAUAUGCCCUUAUGGCAGUUAUGGUUAACAUAAACGCCGUCAACAUGGACAUCGUCCAGAAGACGUUGGCAACGUAUGGCGCAUUUUCUGGAGCUGCAUCAACAUCUCAGACCGCACCACCUGCGCCACCAUCGAAUGUCCCGCCAGUGCCAGCAAUUCUUCCGCAUCUAGUGCCACAGCCUCCUCAUCGUGGCGGCACACCGACAUACCCUCCACACCCUCAGCCUUCUGCCUAUCCUACGCAGGGAUACCCAGCCCCACACCCCAGUCAACACAUGAACACUUACAGCGCUCCGCCUCCUGGCCCUCAACCGCAAAUUCCAGGCCUCGGGGCAUAUCCACAGCCGCUGCAGGCCCCGGCUGGUAUGCCUUCGCUGCCGCCUGCAUUGGCUAAUAUACCCGACGAGCAGAAGGCCCUCAUCAUGCGCGUGGUGACAAUGUCUCGAGACGAGAUCUUCCAACUCCCGUACGCUGAACGAGAGAAUAUUAUCAAGCUGAGGGCCACUCUUGGAUUGCCGACAUGA